Messenger RNA from Manihot esculenta (cassava), 2208 nucleotides. RefSeq lists its product as uncharacterized. Bases 780 to 1937 code for a protein of 385 amino acids. The record is from RefSeq and is a predicted model, not a curated record. Lineage: Eukaryota; Viridiplantae; Streptophyta; Magnoliopsida; Malpighiales; Euphorbiaceae. The transcript is spliced from 3 exons.
AUCCACUUUCAUCUUCAGCGCUCUCCACUGUCCACUCUCUACCGAAAAAACACCUAACCCCCCCUUGCUCCACAACCCCACCACGAAGUCUUUUUGUUGUUGUUCUUCCUACUUCAUCAAUUUCUUCUCCACUUCUCCGCGCCGGCGAUUAAAAUCCCGCCGGAGAUAUGAGUAUCCUUGGGACUACUUUUUCUGCUUCUAUACGCAAUGCCCGUGCUUCCGAUCACCCCCACCACGUCUUCUUUGAAAAAAGCCUAAGCUGAAAGGCAUAAUUUUCUCUUGCAUAUCUUCUAAGUUAUUCGAUUUUUCUAAUCACGGAGGGAAAGUACUGGAUUUUGCUUGCGGAGAAAUUUGUGUCUGGGAUUAUAUUAAAUUUUGAGAGGCUUUUUGAUUGGGUGUGGUGAUCCUGUUGAGGAUUCCGAUUUUGAGGUUUUUCUCUUUUUCUUCCUUGGGUAAGGCGUUAUUGUUGUAGCUUAGUGAAGGAGUAAAAUGUGUAUGAAUUUGAUUGUUAGCCUGUGGCAUUGAUUUUUUUAAUUUGUCUGGUUCAUGAGUUUUGAAAAUUUACUGCAAGAAUCAGGACCAGAAGUCAUUGAUUAGUCAUUGCAAAUCUGUGAGUCUGUGCAAUCUAAGUAUUUGGAGAGCUCUGAAUAUGGAGCAGAACUGACACGCAGAGCUUAAAACAGAGCAUUCAAUCCAAUUUAACUUCUAACCUUCAACCUUUAGCUUCGGUCUUCUCUCCCAUCAUCUUCAUAAUCUUCAUAGCUGUUGAGCCUUUUCCUAUGAAGAUUCAACCCAUAGAUAUUGACUGUCAGACGAUGGUUCCGGCGCGGGCCGAACCGCUAAAGCCGGUGUUGAAAUCGCGUCUGAAGAGGCUGUUUGACCGGCAGUUCCCCAGUGUGCUGCGAAUUUCCUCGGUGGAAAAGCCAAGCGUCGGUGAAGCACAGAAUGGGACAAAGGAUGGAGUAGGUGCAGGGACGGAGUUUGAGCCGAGCUCAGUAUGUUUGGCAAAAAUGGUCCAGAAUUACAUUGAGGAAAGCAACGAGAAGCCGUUUCGCGGCCGUCACCGAUGCAAUUGCUUUAACGGGAAUAUUAACGAUAGCUCCGAUGAUGAAUUUGAUGUAUUCGGUGGUGGUAAUUUUGGGGAAUCGAUCAUCAAUGGGUCAUCAGUCGAUGCCUCUGAUAUCCUUAAGAGUUUGAUUCCCUGUGCUAGUGUUCACGAGAGAAACCUCUUAGCUGAUACGGCGAUGAUCGUCGAUAAGAACAAGAAUCACAAGCAAAAGGACGAUUUGAGAAAGAUCGUAGCCGAUGGAUUAAUAUCUCUCGGCUACGAUUCCUCCAUUUGCAAAUCAAAAUGGGAUAAAUCCCCCUCUCAUCCUGCAGGUGAAUAUGAGUAUAUCGAUGUGAAUAUAGAAGGAGAGAGGCUUUUGAUCGAUAUUGAUUUCAGAUCGGAGUUCGAAAUAGCUCGAUCAACUGGGACCUACAGGGCAAUCCUGCAAUCACUACCGUACAUCUUCGUCGGAAAAUCGGAUCGCCUGGGCCAGAUCGUUUCAAUCGUAUCGGAGGCAGCAAAGCAGAGCUUGAAGAAGAAAGGCAUGCACUUUCCUCCGUGGAGAAGAGCCGAGUACAUGCGAGCUAAAUGGCUUUCUUCUUUCACCAGGCAAAACGAAAUCAUCUCAAACACAAAAUCCAAAAUCGAUGAAGACGAAUGUGUUGCUACGGAGAGUAGUGACGAAUGUGGAGAACUCGAGCUGAUUUUUGGCGAAAAAACAGCGCAGGUGGGCACUGAUUCAUCAUCGCCGGCGAAACUUUCCGGCGACGAUGAUAAAGUUAACAUAGACCCGGCGACCUGGCAGCCGCCGGCCGUCAAACCGAAGAGUGUAGAUAGAGGAGCGAGGAUGGUGACAGGAUUAGCUUCUCUGCUCAAAGAGAAACCAUAAAAAAUUUUGAGUUUUUUUUUUUUUCCCUUAAAUUUUCCAGGUAUAAAAAAAUAUAUAUAUUAAAAGUGAAAUAUAUCAUCGGAUAGUGUUUAUCGGUACGAGCUCUGUCUUUCCUUUUUUUUUUAUUAAAAAAAUAUCCUGAGCUUGCGAGGGUGUUGUAAUAGCCAGAGCCAGAGGCAGUAGCACUAGUAGAGAAUCUAUCAUCAUCAAUGUAAUAAAAACUUUUUUAUAAAUAGAAAAACAAAAUGGAAAUGAAUUAUAUUUUCUGAAA